GUGACGUUGUCGUUUUGUGAUGUUGGCUUGAGCACCUUUUUUUAAUUCAUAUUUUUAGGUUUUUUUGUAUGUUUUUUCAAAUAUACUCUCAAAAUGAAAUAUUCCAGAUUGCGGAAAGUGUCAGCACCCAAAUCAUGCGAUAUACAAGAGCCAGAAAGAAAAACAUUAUAUGAUAGGAUCAAGGAUAAUUUCAAGCAGAUAAACAGGGCGACUUACUUGCACAGAGUUAUUUAUGUUGGAGACCAUUCUAUACCAGAAUCCCUCAUAUAGUAAUAUCAGACACACUGAGAGCAGAAGAGGAACACCCCUGCAGGGAACGGAUAGGAUUUUUAAUCAUCUACAAGAAAUAUUUUGUCCAUAUGAUAGAAGGCGAUGAAGAUAUUAUCAAUCACCAUAUCAAAGAGUUGUUCAUCCUACAAGAAAAAUAUCCCAAAAAUAUUACUAACAUCAGACUUCUCAUACAGGUAUCUCACGUACUAAAAAGGCUAUCUCCUGGUUGGUUCGCAUACGAAGGAACUCCGCCAAAGCAUUUGCAUUCAAUAAAAAUCGACACCUUAGAAGAUACAGCUCAUCAGUUUGUUUUCGCAAUAACUAUAAAGCUGUUUGUAGUUGUACAGAUGCGUGAAGAAAGUCUAUUCCUUAGUGCACAAGUACGCCAAGGAUGCACUUUAUCCAAACGCGGAUGCUGUUUCCGUCGGUUCCCGGGAACGGAAACGAGGUUCAGAUGGAAGCGGAAGCUCGAAAAAUUCAAGAAAUUCGAGAAAAUGCGAUACUUUUGGCAUUACGACCAGUUCGACGGUGACGAUAGGGUCAGGUUGGUUUUAGUAUGAGGGGAAGUUCGAGAUAAAUACGGAUCGUUUCUACCCGAACAAGAAAUUCUGCUGGAAUCAAAGUUAACGAUGACGCUAAAAAAAUAUCAUUCGCUAUAUGCAUUGGUGCCCCAAAGCGAUAUUUUCAAAGAUAAAGUUUGGCCGGUACCUGGGGAUUUCAUACCUUUCGCCGUGUUUAGCUCGCCCUAUGAUAUGGCGACGGAAAUGCCAGCGCCAGAAGCGGCCAGCGAAAAGCAAGAGGUGGGAUCAGAACCGAUCGAGGAAAGUUCCUCAGAGGAACACACUUAACAGGCGGAAACAACGCCGCAGCAACGAGAUAUUGUUUCAGAAAGUAAAGGUAAAUGAUGCGGAUAACUUGUAUAAAACAAAUUAGCAGAUAUGGAUGAAAUAAAAAGCGUAAUAAACUGGUACUCCUG
This is a messenger RNA of Acanthoscelides obtectus, 1246 nucleotides long. The record is from the annotation of a GenBank genome assembly. Lineage: Eukaryota; Metazoa; Arthropoda; Insecta; Coleoptera; Chrysomelidae.